Molecule: messenger RNA, 3204 nt
Organism: Olea europaea var. sylvestris
Lineage: Eukaryota; Viridiplantae; Streptophyta; Magnoliopsida; Lamiales; Oleaceae
Exons: 7
Coding region: 1-3204 (1067 amino acids)
Biological process (GO): DNA repair; telomere maintenance
Molecular function (GO): DNA helicase activity
Source: RefSeq, a predicted model, not a curated record
AUGCACCGACUCUUUGUUUUUAUAUUUGAGGACACUGCUGAAGUUGAUAGGUUGCGAAAAGCAUCUACUGACUGCGGUAUGAUGACUGAAGAUGAUAGUUUUAAAGCACGCAUGGAAGUGAGAAACAAAAGGCGUAGGGAGCUGUAUGCUGAACGUAAAAAAAUACAACGUGUAGGCACAUUUCGGCAAACUAGGCCUGAAUUUCUUGACGAAGCAGAAGUAAAUUUGAGUUAUAAAAGUAGUGGUUCUGGAGAAAUUGUCGAUGAUCAACAUUUGUACGAAAAGGAUCUGUGUGUACUUCACAGCCAGGUUGGUAUGUUACAAUUUGAUGAAUGCUUUGAUACAUGCGAUGCUUUGCUUUUUAAAAACAAUGGACGUAGUUAUAAUAAUCAUUUUGCUUUUACUUCAUUUGGUGUAAGAUGUGAUAAAGAUUUACACAAAAGUUACAAAGGUAUUUAUACAUUUCGAGUUCAAGGACAGGUCUAUCAUUAUAUAAACGAACUUUUACCAAGUGAUGGCUCUCCAUCAUAUCUGCAAUUGUACUUUUAUGAUACUGAUAACAAGAUACAACAUAGAUUACAAAAAUCAGACAAAUUUUUUGAGUCAAUCCUAAGAAAGUUGAUCAAUAUCUUAAAAAUCAAUCCAUACUCGAAAAUUUUCCGUUCAUUAAGUAAUAUUGAUGAUUUAAAAACAUACAAAAUACACAUUAGAUGUGACCCUGGUCUUGACCUGAGAGAAUACAAUACACCUUCUGUGUCACAAGUGGCUGGAAUUUGGAUUGAUGACGAUCCUUCUGCAGAUAUUAGAAUUCGUGAUAUAUCAAUUUAUUGUCAUUCUGGUGUUUCACAUAGAAUACAUUAUUAUUUUGGUUGUUAUGAUCCACUUCAAUAUCCAUUACUAUUGCCUUAUGGUGAACCUGGAUGGCAUGAACGUAUUGAAAAAUUCUAUAAAGAAAAAGUUCACCAAUCCCACAUAGCAGACAAUUCCAUGGAUUUGAAUAACAUACAUUCAGCCAACGAAUUAAUUGAUAGUGAAAAUGCAGCUUUGAUGAUGAGAAAAAAAGAUCACAGGUUUCGUGUCGUGAGUACUACUGUUAUAAACUUCAGGCUAGAUUAUUUUCGAAAUAAUCAAAAGGAAAUACGCGCAGAACUUUACCAAGAAAUUGUUGAUAGCAUAGAAAAUGGUGAAAAUAGAGGUUAUAAAGUUGGUCGAAAAAUUAUUUUACCAUCGUCCUUUGUUGGUGGGCCUAGAGAUAUGACAAAAAGAUAUAUGGAUGCAAUGGCAUUAGUGCAAAGAUUUGAUAAAUCAGAUAUUUUUUUAACAAUAACAUGUAAUCCUAAUUGGUUAGAAAUAAAACAAGAAUUAAAGAACAAUGAUAUUAGUCAAAAUAGACCAGACCUGACUACUCGUAUAUUUAGAGCUAAAUUGGAAGAGCUGAAAUUUGAUAUAGUAAAAUGUCGCAUUUUUGGACCAAUCGUUUCGUAUAUAUAUGUGAUAGAAUUUCAGAAAAGAGGACUCCCACAUGCUCAUUUUUUGAUAAUUUUUAAAUCAGGUUAUAAAAUUACAAGUGUUGAUUUAAUUGAUUCAAUUGUUUCAUGUGAAAUUCCAGAUACAAAUAAACAUCCUCAUUUACAUUCUGUUAUAGUAAAACAUAUGAUGCAUGGUCCUUGUGGUACAUUGAAUCCUAAGAAUGUUUGUAUGAACAAAAAAGGUGAAUGUAAACAUGACUAUCCAAAGGAACAUAACCCUAAAACUUCUCUUGGCAAAAAUAGUUACCCAAAUUAUAGACGUCGUGAAGAUGAAAAAUCAGUUACUGUUAGAGGACAUUUAUUAGACAACAGAUGGGUUGUCCCUUAUAAUCCCUACCUAUCUGCUAAAUAUGAUUGUCAUAUAAAUGUAGAAGUUUGUUCAUCUGUCAAAUCAGUUAAAUAUCUAUAUAAAUAUGUAUACAAAGGACAUGACAAAGUAAGUUUUUCUAUAAAUAAUGACAAAUCCAUGCCUAUCACUGAUGAAAUCGUAACAUAUCAGUCUGCGAGGAGGAUUUCACCACCUGAAGUAAUGUGGAGGAUAUAUGGAUUCAUUUUAUCUGAAAUGUCUCCACCAGUUAUUUCAUUACAAUUACAUCUAGAGAAUAGUCAAUCUGUUGCUUACAGAAAUUUUGAUAGUUUGUCUACAGUUAUUAAUAGAGAUCACAAUAAACGAACAAUGUUAACUGAAUUCUUUCGGAUGAAUAUUAUAGAUGAAUUCGCCAAAACUUUGUUAUAUAGAGAAUUUCCACACUUUUUUGUAUGGGAUGCACAAAGUCGAAUAUGGGCUCGAAGAAAGAAAAGAAAUGUUAUUGGGAGAAUAGUUACAGCUAAUAUAAUCGAAGGAGAAAUAUAUUAUUUACGAGUUUUACUCAAUCAUAUUAAAGGAGCAACAUCAUAUGAAAAUUUGAAAAUGAUAAAUGGAGUUUCUAUGUCGUCAUUUCGCGAGGCAGCUCUUUUACGUGGUUUACUAAAUAGUGAUAACUAUUGUGAGCUAUGUUUGGAAGAAGCUGUUACUUAUGAAAUACCAAGUUCUUUGCGCCGUUUAUUUGCUACUAUCUUAACUUUGUGUGGACCUAAUGAUCCAAAAGCACUAUGGAAUAAAUUUCGUAACUUUAUUUUUGAGGACUAUAUAAAUCUUGGUAUCUCUGACUUAGAUGCAGAAAUUAGAGCUUUACAGGAAAUAAAUUCUUUAUUAGAACCAGCUGGUAAAAAUAUCAAUGAAUAUUGUGUUGUACCUUUUGAGAUAACUAUAGGAGAAGAAGAAAGAUUAGGUAACAUGAUUGCUGAGGAAAUGAUAAAUGUUAUUAGCGAAUUUGAUAUUUUAUACACAGAAUCUUUGAACAAAGAACAACAGAUUGCUUUUAAUAAAAUCGUUACAGAAGUUUUUUCUGAUGGCGGUGGUAUGUUUUUUAUUGAUGGACCAGGUGGAACAAGAAAAACGUAUCUCUACAAAGCAUUGCUUUCAGCUGUAAGGUCAAAAAAUUGUAUAGCCUUAGCUACUGCUUCUUCUGGAAUUUCUGCUUCUUUAUUACCAAGAGGUCGAACUGCACAUUCCAGGUUUCAAAUUCCUCUUGAAAUAUCCAAUAAUAUGACUUGUUCAAUUAGUAAACAAUGUGCAUUAGCAAGUUUAUUAAGAAUGACAAAAUUGAUUAUUUGGGAUGAAGCACCAAUGUAA